AUGGCGUUCAACUUCAACUGGUCCCCACUCAUCGCGGAUACUACUCGCGCCAAGGACAUGCUUACAGCUGCUCUGAACAAGUCGCCGAAACCUCCCAUCAUUGUAGACGACAUCAUAGUAACAGAGUUGAACCUGGGAUCUAUACCUCCAGAGCUGGAAAUACUCGAGAUCGGAGACUUGGCUGAAGAUAGAUUCAGAGGAAUUUUUAAGAUGUCAUAUACUGGAGACGCGUUUCUGACCCUUAAAACGCGAGUCCAGGCCAAUCCGUUGAACACUUACUUGUCUACCAAACCUUCUUUUGCCUCUCCACAACCGCUUGCCGCUGCGUCUAGCCUCACAAUUCCACUCUCGAUAACUCUCUCUGACUUUCGGCUGUCGGGGUUCGUUAUCCUUGUCUUCUCUCGACAGAAAGGACUUACCCUCGUAUUUCGUAACGACCCUCUCGAAUCCUUGAAAGUAUCUUCUACAUUUGAUUCGAUACCCUUCGUGCGAGACUACUUACAAAAAGAAAUCGAGGGUCAGCUCCGCGUGCUAUUUAUGGAGGAUCUGCCGGCUAUCCUACAUCGUCUCUCACUUCGCCUUUUUGUUCCGGAUUAUCAAGAGAUGGAGGAGCAACAUGCGCCAGCGAUUAGAGGCGCAAAUACUGUAGACCCCCUAUACAACCCUGCUCAAGACCCUAUUGACAACGCUGGCAAUGCACUGGAUGAAGGUGACCUAGCUGGUUGGUCACUAGAUAGCGCUGAAACUCAUGCGUCAUUUUCAAACAAGAACAUCCUCCGUCUGGCAGCACUCGCGGAGUCUCAGAAGACUUUAUCACUGUUUACGCCAUCCAUACAGGGCGCCGUCUUCCGUGCCUGGGCAGGAGCAGCUGAACGAGCCGAGAGCUCCGGUCUGCAAUCUCCAACACUCACCAGAUCUGCCCUAUCACGCGUACAAUCUACUCUUAGCACCACAUCUCUAUCUGCGCCAAGUAUCUCUGAAGGUAGCGACACUGGAACUACAGCAUCUCGUCCGUCGAUUUCCGGAGCUAGCUCAAUAUAUUCAGGCCUUGGCUUGGGUGGAGGCCGAUCACGAAAUUCGAAUCGUAAACGGAAGAAGCGAGUAAUCAACCUUCGAAAAGACAAAACGGACGACUGUACUACUCCCGAAACUCCCAUCACGCCUCUCGCAACUCCCUCUUCCGCUCCCGCUCUCUCACAAGACGACGACCUCUCACUUACCCUUCGCCCAGUACACAGAAACGUACAUUUCAACGCGAAACCAACCAGUCUUGACGUCUUUGACAACCAAGGCCCGUCGCGCCAAACCUCCACCCCGUCUCAUGAAGACUCUACCCCAACAUACACUCAAGCACCCGUUCCUUUCGCUCCACAAGUCCUGCAUCACCCGAAACCCACCACAUCCUCCAGAACGCCACUCCUCCAAACAACUUCCUUAGACCGCUACCCUUCCUCGUCGAGCCCGACAUUACUCGCUUCGCCGAGCAUCGCCGAGGUCAGCAUGAGCAACCUAGCCAGCACAGGUGGCAUCCUUGAGCAGGCGUGGAUGAUGAAGAUGGCAAAGGAGAUAGCACGCAAGGUCGCCGAGGAGCGCGAACGCUCGCGCAGUCCGGAUGAGGGAAGUGCGCGUCCGCCGCUGAGGAGAGCAGGUGAUGGAAAGGCGGUGCAAGCCGCAUGGGACAGGGAGCGGAAGAGAAGUGAUGAAGGUGCAAGUGAGGCGCCGCCAGCGUAUGUAGCGUAA
Messenger RNA from Pseudovirgaria hyperparasitica, 1740 nucleotides. RefSeq lists its product as uncharacterized. The transcript has a single exon. The coding region runs from base 1 to 1740 and encodes 579 amino acids. Gene Ontology annotation, cellular component: ERMES complex. The record is from RefSeq and is a predicted model, not a curated record. Gene Ontology annotation, molecular function: lipid binding. NCBI's taxonomy places the organism in Eukaryota, Fungi, Ascomycota, Dothideomycetes, Acrospermales, Acrospermaceae. Gene Ontology annotation, biological process: phospholipid transport; mitochondrion organization.